This is a messenger RNA of Prorocentrum cordatum, 1025 nucleotides long. NCBI's taxonomy places the organism in Eukaryota, Dinophyceae, Prorocentrales, Prorocentraceae. The record is from the annotation of a GenBank genome assembly.
AUGUCCGCGGCCGCGGGCGCGUCCCCUUCUGGCAAGCGCUCUGGACGACAGCUGGGACGGAACAACUCGGACGAGGCCCCGCCGAAGAAGAAGGUCGACGCAGGUGACAGCGAGGACAGCGGCAUGGACACCCCUCGGUCUACGCAUGGCCCAGCAGAUCAAGAGCAGCAGCAACUCAAGCAGUAUAUCGACAGCACGAGGACCGACGUCAUGGAAAGCCUACGAGUCAUGCAAGCUUCUUUGUCGGCGCUCAGUGGCACGAUGUCGGAGCAUUGCAAAGCGAUCGACAAAGCGGUGGAGAAAAUGAUGUGCAAGGUUGAACACAAGGUGGCGGUACAUGAUACGCGUAUCGACAAGCUGGAAAAGGAGGUGCAGGAACUCAGGGACUUACUCGGGCUCAUGCGCCGUGAGGAGGCUCCGAGGCCCCAGGCGGCCAGUGGUGGCUUCGACAGAGAGAUCGACUCGACGAUCAGCAUGGUGCGGACGCGCGAGGUCAUGCCGAAGGCAGCGAUCGCACGUGCAGUUCAGCCGUGGCUGGAGGACAGCAACCUGGGGGAGGGCGAGUUCACCGUGGAGGGCGAGCCCGCGGACACGAGGUACCAGAUCGUGGUCAAGGGCGCGCGUGGCUAUGCUGCGCGAAAGGUUUCGCAAGCUAUUAGUUCUCUCAGACUUCCUGGUCGCGGUGCGGGCUGGUGGAAGAUUACUGCGCAGUCGCCUCUCGGUGCGGAGGUGGAGCUGUCCAUCAGCCCAGACAAGAGCCCGAAGCAGGUGGCCAGGGAGCUCGGAUGUAAGAAAAUUGUGCGGGCCAUUGCAGACGUGUAUCCGAACAAGAAAUACUUCGUGGAUAGGGGGAAGGGGGUGGUCAGCUCUUCGUGGAAAGACCUCAUCUCCUUCGAACCGACGCCUGGCAACCAGCCCCCGAUCAUCAACUUCAGCGACAAGAACAUUGAGGGGCUCCAGAUGUCGGCGGAGAGGCUCCGCCAGGCAGUGGGCAGCCUCUUCGGCUCCGCCACCGAGACGGAGUG